AUGAUNUCUCCAGAAGCAAAUCCUUCUCUUAAUAAUAAUAAUACUCAUACUCAUAAUAAUACUAAUAAUAAUAAUAAUAAUAAUAAUAAUAAUAAUAAUAAUAAUACUACUAUAAAUAAAAAUCGUUAUUAUGAUCCAGUGGCAUCCAAUACUGGAGUUGGGAAAGAAAAUUCAGAUGUGAGUAUUCCACGAGGAAAAUCAGCGAGAGAUCCUUCCGUCUGUUUUGAAGCUUCUGCCUCCUGUUCGGCUAAACGAUAUGGCGAUGCCGCCUCUAAUGUUGUUUAUCCCGAAGAUUUUCAUUUGGGUGGUGUCUCUUCCAGAAAUCAUUACGAUCUCAUACGAAAGGGCGGUACGGAAGAAGAUACCACUGGGAGAGAUUAUAGAUUUACACAGACAAAUACUUUUCACAACAACACAUCAAAGAUGACGUCCCCAUCGACUAGUGGACCUAUUUCUGUAUUUAAUUCAAAUGAUUUGGUAAGUGGACGAAAUAUAAGAGAAAGGACAAUGGAUGCACCCAUGCCGUUUUCCUGGCAGACACAGGAACUUUAUGGUUCUUCUCAAUUGAUAAAUAAGAAUUAA
Trypanosoma theileri is the source of this 582-nucleotide messenger RNA. RefSeq lists its product as uncharacterized. Bases 1 to 582 code for a protein of 193 amino acids. The record is from RefSeq and is a predicted model, not a curated record. Lineage: Eukaryota; Euglenozoa; Kinetoplastea; Trypanosomatida; Trypanosomatidae. The transcript has a single exon.